AAUCAGGUUGCCUCCCUGCUGCGUUAGCACAGCUCUGGCAAAACAACAGCCUUGUCUCUAUUUGUUUCCUGUUAGCAUUAGCAUUUGCAACAUAGCCACUGGGCAAACUGAACGUGUACAAUGUCAGAUUAACGACACCCUUUGUACUUUGUCGAUAUAAUCUUUGUUUGGCGUUAGUGUACGUUUGAAGGGAGAGUUCAUCGGAACUGUGACGCGCUGAUAGCUGCCAGGCUAACUGUAGCUAGCAUCAGGAAGAUGGGGUCCAUCCUGAGUCGCAGAAUCGCUGGUGUUGAGGAUAUCGAUAUCCAGGCCAACUCGGCCUAUCGAUUUCCACCGAAAUCUGGGAACUAUUUUGCGAGCCACUUCUUCAUGGGAGGAGAAAAGUUUGACACACCACAUCCAGAGGGAUACCUUUUUGGAGAAAACAUGGACCUGAACUUUCUUGGAAAUAGGCCAGUGCAGUUUCCAUAUGUGACGCCUGCACCCCACGAGCCUGUCAAAACCCUGAGGAGUCUCGUCAAUAUAAGAAAGGACUCUCUGCGUUUGGUCAGGUAUAAAGAUGACUCUGACACACCUGUGGAGGAAGGUGGAAAACCAAAGGUUCAGUAUGGUGUGGAGUUCACCUUUGAUGCUGACGCUCGGGUGGCCAUCACCCUCUACUGCCAGGCGUUUGAGGAGUUCUCCAAUGGGAUGGCAGUGUACAGCCCAAAGAAUCCCUCACUGGUCUCUGAAACUGUGCACUACAAGCGAGGAGUGAGCCAACAGUUCUCCAUGCCGUCUUUUAAAAUAGAUUUCACCGAGUGGAAAGAGGAAGAUCUGAACUUUGACCUUGACCGAGGAGUGUUUCCCAUAGUAAUCCAGGCUGUUGUUGAUGAAGGGGACGAUUGCCUCGGACAUGCUCACGUACUUUUGGCAGCCUUUGAAAGACACGUUGAUGGCAGUUUCUCUGUCAAGCCACUGAAGCAGAAGCAAAUUGUGGAUCGUGUGAGCUACCUCUUGCAGGAGAUCUAUGGGAUUGAAAACAAAAACAACCAGGAAACCAAGCAGUCAGACGAUGAGAACAGUGACAACAGCAACGAGUGUGUUGUGUGUCUGUCCGACCUGCGAGACACUCUCAUCCUGCCCUGCAGACACCUGUGUCUCUGCAACUCCUGCGCAGACACUCUGCGUUACCAGGCCAACAACUGCCCCAUCUGCAGGCUGCCCUUCAGAGCCUUGCUGCAGAUCAGAGCUGUGAGGAAAAAGCCCGGGGCUCUCUCCCCCGUGUCCUUCAGCCCUGUCCUGGCUCAGACUAUGGACCAUGACGAGCACUCAAGCACGGACUCGGUUCCCCCGGGCUUUGAGCCCAUCUCUCUGCUGGAGGCUCUGAAUGGUAUGAGCUCAGUGUCUCCUGCCGUCCCAUCUGCCCCCCUCUAUGAUGACAUCAACUUCUCAGGAGGUCUGGUCGGCGACGGCAGACAGCUGAGCUCCCCCGAGCAUUUGAGUGAUGGCAGUCUGCAGAAAGGCAAAGUCAGCAAGUCACCUGACAGCACCCUUAGGUCUCCAUCGUCUCCCAUCCAGGAAGAAGAUGAGGAGAAGCUGUCUGAGAUGUCUGAUGCACAGCCACACACACUGCUGUCCAGCAGCCCCGCCCCCACCGACGCCACAGCUGCAGAGGAUGUGGCAGAAUCCCUGUCUCCAGAUGAUGAGGACAGGAUGCAUUCUGGGGCAAACAUCCUACAGGACUGCAGCAGAGAACACAGCAGGUUGACCAAAACAGAGAGCGACCCAGCGGGCGACUUGUCUCUGCCAGGGUCAUCAGAGUCCACAGAAAGCCUGAAGAGUCAGAGCACUAACUGCUCCAGCCAGCCUCUCCUGUGUCCCACAAGCAGCCUUCAUAUGGAAGAUGAGCACCUCAACCCCUGAGUCUGACCCAGCCUCCCCCCACCCCCAUCCAUCAGAACAGAUGUAUGCGUUACAUCAAGUCCCUCUAUUCCUUUAACCCCCCCUGCCCAGUCUUUUUGCUUCACCGAUGAGAUCAAACAGCGGCCCUGAAAGAAGUCCACCAGGAAGAUGGAGGGCUCUGUUUAUUCCAUCAAUGGCUCUGACAUUAGAAACCAAAUUUAGCCUCUGCAAAGAUGUUCCUCAUACCUUUUAUUAUAUGACGGAUGUUUUAAAAAAGGAAUGUUGAUUCCAGAGCUUUGAAAACAUUUCAUUAACGGUCAGAUGGUGUUGGGUUGUGUGUCUUGACCGAAGGUGUGUUAUUGUAAUGUGGAUUCCAGAGACAUUUCACUACCUGUCAUGGUGGUUUUAAGCACACUUACUUUAAAUUAACUGUAUCAAUUGCUUUACACUAAAUUCAGAAGACAUUAUAAAUACAAUUUGUGUCUGAAUAUUGUAUUCCUCAGUGAAAUACAUUAAUGUUACAGUACCUGUUCGAUUUGGGUAAUGAUAAGAACAUUUAUCGCGUAUGUACCUGUGUGUCCAUUUGAAGUGAUUUUGCACUCCAAAAAUAAUCCAUUCCUUAUAACAAUGAGUUUAUGGUGAGAUGAGUUUAAGUUGUCUGCAGUCCUAAACAUCUAAAUGUCACUUUUUCUAUUAUUUCUAAUGUGACAUUUAUCGAUCAUAAAUCUACUAGAAUCCUGUGUACUUGCUUAAAAAAUGUAUACUUGCAUAUUACAUAGAAAAAAAGAUCCUUAUAUUUAAAUAAUGAAACUAGAUUCAGAUAAGAUUUAAGACUUGGUUUUCAAUAAGCGCUACAGAUUCACAACCGAACAGCUAAACUCAAAGAUGCUGACUCACUGUGGCACAGUUAGGUGUGCUCGUCGUCGAUGUGGCAGAUCUCUCUUCAGUCUUUUCGCGGCAAAGCCAGUGUCUGCUUAUGUGACGUCCGGUGGCUGCAUCACCUUUACAUUAUUUGGUAGUGUAUGUGUAGCACCAUGCAUAUAGAUCUAUGUGCCUUGAGUUGAUAUGGCUGCCUGCUUGUUGCAUUGGACAUUAGUGUUCUUCUAAAUGCUACAAUAUUCAACAGUUUUAUGGAUUUUUGAUUCUGAUGUACAAAGCCUUUUUUUCUAUCGCAUACUUUGUGCUACUCGAAAGAUGUAUCUUGUUAUUGUUUAUUGCAAUAUAAAAUGUAACUGUUCAUUUACUUUGUUAUGACCAUGUAUCAAUUAUGCAUUUAUUCUUAGUAUUUAGGUUCAAGUGGAUUUUUAAGAUUACAUUUGAUUGGAAUGACCACCAUCCAAUGCAAUAAGUGCAAACAGUGCAAUUACUAAUUGGGCUAGCGAUUGCAUGUGAACUCGUAGAGGCUUGAACCUCUCACCGCUUUUUAGUAACAUGGUUGUUUUGUCUUUCCCCGCGCCUCUUCUGUGCCAUUUUAACUUGACACUGUGCCUUCCUGUUCCUGUUGUGACCACUAUUGACCUGGUAUCCAGGAUAACUCCACAGUAGGUGGUUUGUGGCUCUCUGUAAAAUCAAUACCUGUCUUUCCUCGUGUGUAUAGCAGCAUGUGUAUAACAAUAAAGAACAGAUUAAAUACUUUC
Notothenia coriiceps (black rockcod) is the source of this 3521-nucleotide messenger RNA. RefSeq names its product mahogunin, ring finger 1b (gene mgrn1b). Gene Ontology annotation, biological process: negative regulation of G protein-coupled receptor signaling pathway; protein ubiquitination; endosome to lysosome transport. Lineage: Eukaryota; Metazoa; Chordata; Actinopteri; Perciformes; Nototheniidae. The record is from RefSeq and is a predicted model, not a curated record. Gene Ontology annotation, molecular function: ubiquitin protein ligase activity. The transcript is spliced from 16 exons. Gene Ontology annotation, cellular component: nucleus; cytoplasm; plasma membrane. The coding region runs from base 256 to 1905 and encodes 549 amino acids.